UAAGAUACAUAUAAGAAUAAGACAAUUAAUCGCCGUGUUUGGAGGCAAGAAGUAUCCAGAUGUGCUGGAAGUGAGUGGUUUCCUGAAGAGAGCCCGCUGUUGCCGUCAGGUCCAUUUAAGCGGAGCGCAUUCCUGCACAGCGCUCACGCAGGGAGGACGGAGCUGCGCUGCUGCCGCUGCCGCUGCGCCGAGACUCGCACCGCCGCGCCGGGGCUGGACGCAGCUGGGACGGAGAGAGCGCAAACACACCCUCCGAAACGAGCUGAAACGACACGCCCGAGGCUUUCCCAGCGCGGGGCUCGAGGGAGCGGACGCAGCGAUGUCGGAGUUUCUGCUGGGGCUGCUCGGGGAGCGGCUGGUGGACGGAGAGAAAGCCGAGGUGGACGUGCAGUCUCUGGGCAGCAGGCUGUCGCUGCUCGGGCUGUUCUUCGGCUGCAGCCUGAACGCGCCCUGCAAGCAGUUCAACGGCAGCCUGUGCGAGUUCUACAGCAGGUUCAAAAAGACGUCCGAGCACAAGGACAAAUUGGAAAUCGUCUUCGUUUCGUCCGACCAGGACCAGAAACACUGGCAGGACUUUUUGCAGGAGAUGCCGUGGCCUGCGUUACCUUUCAAAGACAGACACAAAAAGAUGAAGCUGUGGAACAAGUACAAGGUGACGAGCGUCCCCUCUCUGGUGUUUGUGGACGCAUCUACAGGAAAGAUCGUGUGUCGAAAUGGUCUUCUGGUCGUCAGAGAUGACCCGAAAGGCCUGGAGUUUCCCUGGGGGCCAAAGCCGUUCGCAGAGGUGGUGGGAGGGCCUCUGCUCAGGAACAACAGGCAGACAGCAGACAGCAGCUCUUUGGAAGGACACUACGUGGGAGUGUAUUUCUCUGCACACUGGUGUCCACCGUGCCGCAGUUUGACCCGGGUCUUGGUGGAGUCCUAUCGAGCGGUCAAAGAGUUGGGUCAUAAGUUUGAGAUUGUGUUUGUCAGCGCUGACAGGUCAGAGGAGUCCUUUAAGCAGUACUUCAGCGAGAUGCCGUGGUUGGCGGUGCCAUAUUCAGAUGAGGCUCGGCGAUCACGACUCAACAGACUCUACGGAAUACAAGGUAUUCCCACGCUGAUUCUGCUGGACGCGGAGGGUCGUGUGAUCACGCGACAGGGCCGGGUGGAGGUGCUGAACGACCCGGAGUGCCGGCUCUUCCCCUGGCACCCCCGGCCCGUGCUGGAGCUCAGCGAGUCCAAUGCCGUGCAGCUCCACGAGGGGCCCUGCCUCGUCCUGUUUGUCGACGCUGAGGAGGAGGGUGAGCUGGAGCCGGCCAAGGAGCUGAUUCAGCCAAUAGCCGAGAAGCUCAUGGCCAAGUACAAAGACAAGGAGGAGGAGACACCGCUGCUGUUCUUUGUGGCCGGAGAGGAUGACAUGAGCGACUCCCUACGAGACUACACUAACCUCCCAGAGGCAGCGCCUCUGCUCACUAUCCUGGACAUGUCGGCCCGUGCGAAGUACGUUCGUGACGUAGAGGAGAUCACGCCGGCUGUAGUGGAGCAAUUUGUCAACGACUUCCUUGGAGAAAAGCUCAAACCAGAGCCCAUCUAACGAGAGGGCCCCCUGCUGAAAUUGGACAUGCUAUGUGGGACUCGCUCCGUCAUCCAACCUCACACUCGCCUGCACCUCACUCAAACCUUCCCAGACUCCCAUGUUCUCACCCACCUCCCCCUCCUGACUAUUAAAGAAAUGUCUCAUUUUUACUGACAUUUUAAACUUUUUUUUUUAAUACGUUUCUAUCUUCAUUGAGUUCUCUCUCUAUCUCUCUAUCUCUCUCUCUCUCCUGUGGUGCCUUGCAUUGACAAUAGUCCAUACAGUAAUAUAUAUGGAGAUUCUGUUUUUGUCUUCUUUUUUUUUUUUACACACUAUAGUAUUUCUGAAUUCUAGAGAAAACCCUUGGACCUAAUAAUGAAGCCGAUUCUUUGCUUUCUGCUUUGUCUGCAAGAGCCGCGUUACUCUUGGUUUCUGAACGAUACUGAGGAAGAAUAAUAAGUGUUUUUGCAGAUGUAAUUCACAUGUAGUGGAGGUGGUUUAGACCUCGGUUGGAUGUCGCUGUAAGCAUAUUUAAAUAAAAGAAACAGUAUGACAGGUUCACAUGCGGUGAAAAGCACACUGCCUGCUUGUACCAGACCAAUGGCUGAUGUUUUAAAAAAAACCCUGUGUUUUGUUGUGUGUGCUGUGAUGCAAGUCAGCAGUCAUCUCUAAGCUGUUGUUGAUGGUGGUGCUCAUCUCAAGUCGUUACGAGGAUUUUCUGUGAAGGUCCCAACAUGGAAAUAGGCUAGGUUAUUUCUGGAGGCACAAAAAUGGUAUUUUGAGAAGUGUUGAAUGUAUAAAUCUCUAUAUUCUGUUACUUCAGUCAUGACUUCUCACAUCCAUUAAAGAAAAAUGUUCACUGGCAAGCACAAAGUUUUGUUGCUGUUAAGAUUUAUCAAUAAAGUUAACUCUUGGAUA
Messenger RNA from Cololabis saira (Pacific saury), 2476 nucleotides. It is a transcript of the gene nxn, whose product is annotated as nucleoredoxin. NCBI's taxonomy places the organism in Eukaryota, Metazoa, Chordata, Actinopteri, Beloniformes, Belonidae. The record is from RefSeq and is a predicted model, not a curated record. The coding region runs from base 320 to 1576 and encodes 418 amino acids. Gene Ontology annotation, molecular function: thioredoxin-disulfide reductase (NADPH) activity. The transcript has 8 exons.